This is a messenger RNA of Haliotis rubra (blacklip abalone), 3476 nucleotides long. RefSeq names its product lysosomal amino acid transporter 1 homolog. The transcript has 8 exons. NCBI's taxonomy places the organism in Eukaryota, Metazoa, Mollusca, Gastropoda, Lepetellida, Haliotidae. The record is from RefSeq and is a predicted model, not a curated record. The coding region runs from base 92 to 1075 and encodes 327 amino acids.
GUCAAAGUUCACGUCAUGGCGGUGGUUGAAAGUUGACUUCGAGACAACACAUAUUUUGUUUGCUUAUCUCACUCCCCCAUCAGACUGAAAUAUGCCGCCUCAGUAUGGGUGGAUCAUCCACUCGUCCAUCUAUGAAGGCAGCAGCAACAUCAGCAACAGCUCCACCAACUGCAGCGAUGGCGUCCAGUGGGUGUGGGUCCUCAUGGCAGACUGUGUGCAUGACUGGAGGGGCCAGGCGUCGGCCAUCUUGGGACUCCUAUCCAUGGUGCUGUGGAUGAUUGUGGGAGUACCUCAGAUGGUGAAGAACUGUCGGAACCUGAACGGUAUGGCUGGCGUGUCCUUCUUCCUGCUGGCCCAGUGGUUUGCAGGUGAUGUCACGAACCUGGUAGGCUCCAUCCUAACACAUCAGCUGGAGAUCCAGGUGUAUGUUGCUGUGUACUACGUUGCAGCAGAUGUUGUCUUACUUGUGCAGUAUGUUGCAUAUCUUUGCCGCAAGCGGAAACUUACCGGUAAACAAGAUGGCGACAGACUCGUCCAGCCAGUGUUGUGUAUAUCAGGGCUGUUCAUGUUCAGCUCCCUCGCCUUCUUCAAAAACAUCCUACCUCACUCCGUAACCACAGGCAAUUACAUCUCCAACUUUGUGGUUAACCAUCAUGCAUCAGGCCGAAAUCUCCUCGCAACAAAUGUUGGCAUGAAGGUGUUUUAUAACACAGUAGACGAGACUGGGUAUGCCAUUGGUGUGGUAUCUUCACUGUUUUAUGUCGGAUCAAGAGUUGCUCAGAUAGUCAGGAAUUACAAGUUGAAGUCCACAGAAGGCUUGUCAAAGGUGAUGUUCGUGCUGGCUGUAUUUGGUAAUCUGGCUUAUGGUCUAGCCAUCAUUGUGCACUCUUUGGAUGGUGUAUUCCUGAUUCGACACUUGCCAUGGAUUGUUGGAAGUCUGGGAGUUAUCUUCCUUGAUGUAACUAUAUUGGUACAGUUCCAUUAUUAUGAACAGAGGAACUUUGAUUCCUUGUCCAGGGCACCCCUUGCUGAGGAUCAAGUCAUCAACGUUGACCCAACCUCUUUUUUUAACUGAAGACCAGCCUUGAUUCAGUGACCUCAUGACCUUGAUGAAAGGUGACAGUGACUGAAAAUGACCUUGACCUUCAUUCAAGUUGACCUUGCACAAAUAUCAAAAGUUCAGUUGUGAUAAUCUGGUGACUGUCACAUGAAAUGUGUUGGUAACUGGUUGAGCAAUGGAAAUUGUUGACCCAGAUUUUGCUCACCGUUUUGUAAGUGUUAGGUACUUGAUUUUUUUGAUUGAAUACAUGAAGUAUGAUUGUUUCCUUUUCUAAAAAACUGUUUGAACAGUUGGUUGUCCAUGACUUGUUUUGACAAGUACAAUCUUUCUGACUCGUUUCUCUUGCCGUCAAAGCUUUCCUUUUAUCAGCUGAAUGAUCUGUUGUCAAACAAGACAUCAUAAUCACUGCCCAGCAUGACAGCAAGGGUUUGUUGUGUUUUGUAUAACAACAAUAUUUUGUUCAAUCAUAUAUUGUACUGGAAAUGAAUUAAAGAACACCCACAUUUAGAAGGCUGUGUUGCAAUACCCACCAGCCAUAACAGAUUUACUUAGUCAUAUAAAAAAGUCUUGAGUUCUUUAACUCUUCACUGGAAGUAAUGAUGAAAACUAAUGCAUUCAAGAGUAAUGAGCAAGUUGUUACAUGAUAUGCAUCAUGAAGUAUGAUUACUUGAUUAUGUUGAUAUUAAUUCUGUAGAGAUGCUCAUGCUGUUGAUCACUGGAUCAUCUGGUCCAGACUCGAUUAUUUACAGACCACCACCAUAUAGCUGGAAUAUUGCUGUGUGUGGUGUUAAGCAAUAUUCAUUCAAUCAAUCUUUAGUUUUAUCCUUCAUCCUUUCUCUAGUCUCUUUUUAUCCACAAUUUCAUAUUUUACUCUGAGUUCCUGAUAUUCAUUUUUUAUGGAACCAUUUCUUUGAUUUUAUCUUCAUUGUCUGAAUCUCAGUGAAUUUCUCAAAGACAAACAGCUACGGUUACUCAUACAUCUUUGUUUUGAAAUAUCAGUUUGUUUUGAGUACAUGUACUUGGUUUAUGGAUACUGGAGCCAAUCAUUCCACUAACAUUAAAUAAAUAGUCAUAUGUUCCAUGUCAGAUUUAAUCUGAUGUUAGUAACAAAAUAACAGACCACAGAGAAACAUUUUGAAUGGAGGUUACCCUUUUCAUUCAGAAAACACUCAUUUUUUGCAAUUCUUGAUGAGAUCACUUUCAGAAACAUCAUUUAAAUUUCAUCUAUUGACGUCCCAAAUUGGUAAACCAAACAUCAAAAGGCAUUACAUUGGUUAUGAUCUGAUUUUCUUGAAAAAUGUAGAGAUUUUUCUUUCAAAAGCAUUUGGUAGUUAUUCUGUCUCACAAGGCAGUAUCACUGUUUAUAUGUAUAUAUUAGUUAUAUAGGAGAAAGAUCUGUCCUUGUAAACUGACAGAACUUGUACAACUUGUAAAUAAAGAUAAUUUAUUAGCUAAUUUUACAACAAAUGUAAAUUAGAGGCACAAGCUGAUUGAUUGACAAAGCGAGAAGAGAAAUAUUAUUUUUGAUCAUUUCUUUUCCAAAAUAUUGGAAACUUGGCCCGAAGCAUAGUGAUAUGAAUAUUAUAUUUUGUAUGAAUGUCAUUGAGUUGAAUACUGAAGUAAUAAUGUAGUUUUUGUUCUUUUUUAAUGAAUUCUUCCAGUGUAGCUGUUUGGUUGUCAUGGAAGCGUGUGAUUUCAAUGAUUUAUUAAGAUAUUCCAGAGAUGAUGUCUGGUUGGUUGGGUAAACAUCCAAAGAGAGUUCAUAAUUAAUGUCCCUUAAGGUUUUAGUUAUGAUAGUUUCUGUUGGUAGUAUGUUUUUGUCAAAAAUAUAUUUCCCUGUAUCAAAUAUUCAUUUCGGAAAUGCUGCAAAACUUUAAAUCCUCUAAUUAGUAUCAAUGUAUUACUGCUCAAGAAUACAUUUUGAUAGAAUAAUUUUUUUUCUCAAUUCCACAUGAACAAGGCCAAUUCUCCAUUGUUAUGCUUACUGUAAUUACAGCCAUUGAAGAUGAGAGGGACGGUGGGCUAGCCCAGUGGUUAAGGCAUUUGCUCGUCACACGAAGACCCAGGUUCGAUUCCCCUCAUAAGCACAAUGUGUGAAGCACAUUUCUAGUGUCCCCCACCGUGAUAUUGCUGUAAUAUUGCUAAAAUUGGCAUAAAACUCACUCACUCACUCACUUGAAGAUGAGUCACUUUUUUAUAAUGGUAUUAUCCUGUUUAUGUGGAUACAGAAUAUUUUUGAUGAAUGUUGCAUCUUGUGAGAAGCUGAAACUUGAUUCUGUGUGUCUGUGUAUUUGUACAAUAUGUCUGCACAUUGUUGUAUUUAUUGCAAUCAUGGUGAUGAUGCAAUACUUUAAGAAGAUGGCAUGUGGUUUAAACAUAUUUUUAUUCAACUAAAAUUGAAUAGGGAUCGGUGAAC